AUGGACCCUGACAUGCGGUCAUACCUGGGGAAGCCCGGUCGCCCGAUGACCGGCUUCACACCCGUUGACAACGCCACCAAGGGGCUCCUGCACUCCAUCAGCCGCUACGCCGGCGUGGCCCUCCAGAACGCAACAUUCAUCAAGGCGGUUUUUGACUACAUGACUGUGCCGGGGAAGGCCUGGACCGCCACAGAGUUGCACGAGGCGGCGCCGCUGGAGCUGGCGACGCUGCUGUGA
Messenger RNA from Monoraphidium neglectum, 237 nucleotides. RefSeq lists its product as hypothetical. The transcript has 3 exons. Lineage: Eukaryota; Viridiplantae; Chlorophyta; Chlorophyceae; Sphaeropleales; Selenastraceae. The record is from RefSeq and is a predicted model, not a curated record. The coding region runs from base 1 to 237 and encodes 78 amino acids.